GCGUCUCAAUCAUUGUAACUUUCAUGUUCAUCCUUUCUACAAUGCUAUGGAGAUUCUUCGGAAACUCAUCCGGCUGGUCAGAAGCUUCUCGUGCUUGGCUCAAGCUUGCGGUCCGCGACGGUAGCUGCACGACCAUUGCGAUAUUGGUGAUCUUCAUCUUUAUGUUUCUCUGCAACACGCGCGUCAUCGACACACAAAUGAGUGGAAACAUCAUCUUUUACGUACUGUUAUCUUGCCUUUGGUUUGCUGUUGAGUGCAAGAUAUUAAGCGGUCGUUCUCUUCCUCAUUCUCUUUCUCAGGCUGGACGCAUUGUUCUGCAUCAGGCCAAAUUCCAUGAAAUUCAAGAAUCCCAGAAGGGGGACAUCAAUGAUCAAAGUCGGUGGACUCUGACGAUCGAGGUGGACCCUGAUGACAUUAGACCUUUUGAUGACCCUGAUGCAUGUCCAACGAGUCCCUCCGGCUUGCGGGUCGAGUCGACUGAAGUGUCUACCCCGUUCGACUCUACGUCAGAUGCAAGAACGAAGGAUAUCGCUGACGAACACCUUUGCGGGGAGGACAAUAUGCAGCUGUCGAGUCGCGCACCUACAUUCAUACCUAUCGAAAAAUGCAUCAGUGGUGGGGGUUCGGGCUUUAGGAAGUGAAGUAAAUCCAUUCGUUUUAAGAUGAUCACAAGUUCCGUAGUACAUACUUGACGUAUCACUAAUAGUUUCACAUUGCUAGGCAUAUGGUGUCACCCUUGAUGAGAGAACUGUCAGAGAGUCACCCAGGUUCCGGAACGCAACUUGUAUGAUAUAUAUACAGUUGAUACUUUUCAGUACUAAUGGUUUGGUAGAGCUUCCGGGUCACCGAGUGCUUGUGCUGUUUUUAUGAGGGCAGUGGUAAUCGAUGAUCCCUGUACCGCUCUGAUGGCUACUAAAUAUUGUGUCCGAGGAAGUUUACGGCACAUCUCAAACGAU
Messenger RNA from Suillus discolor, 956 nucleotides. RefSeq lists its product as uncharacterized. Bases 24 to 641 code for a protein of 205 amino acids. NCBI's taxonomy places the organism in Eukaryota, Fungi, Basidiomycota, Agaricomycetes, Boletales, Suillaceae. The transcript is spliced from 4 exons. The record is from RefSeq and is a predicted model, not a curated record.